This is a messenger RNA of Colletotrichum phormii, 297 nucleotides long. RefSeq lists its product as uncharacterized. The record is from RefSeq and is a predicted model, not a curated record. The transcript has a single exon. Lineage: Eukaryota; Fungi; Ascomycota; Sordariomycetes; Glomerellales; Glomerellaceae. The annotation marks the transcript as partial.
UCCUCAUCCUCCUCCUCUCCCGGGACCCCGCUCCGUCCACCCUCUGCCCGCAUCUUCUGGAUCGUCGACAACUGGCCCUCCAUCCUCGGCGGCACCGUGUUCGCCCACUACGCACACUACCAAUACCUCUCCCGCGUCCGCAGUCCGAACCCGAACCCGCUCAAGAAUGCCCGCUUCUGGGCUCUAGCCUCUGGCGGAUGGAUGCUCUCCUACCUCGGCAUAUGCACCGGAAUCGCCGUCGCCCAAGCCAAAGUCAACCACUACCUCGACCCUGAAAAUCGCCUUCAAUACCGCGAU